CUGCGGAAGGGAGAUGCCAUCUUAGAGGCCCGUCAGCAGGAGGAGUACAUCAGCGCCAUGGCCGUGGAUGGCAAUGGGAAGAUCCUGCUGACAGCCAGUGGUGAUGGCACCCUGGGCGUCUUCAACGUGAAGCGGCGGCGCUUUGAGCUGCUCUCGGAGCCACAGAACGGCGACCUGACAUCUGUAGCACUGCUGAAGGUUGGCCCUGACAGAGAGCAGUGUGGCUCCAGUGAAGGCACUGUUUACCUCUUCAACUGGGACGGCUUCGGGGCCGCCAGCGACCGCUUCGCUCUGAGGGCCGAGUCGGUUGACUGCAUGGUCCCCGUCACGGACAGCAUCGUGUGCGUGGGCUCCAUGGACGGAGUCAUCAGGGCGGUGAACAUCCUGCCGAACCGGGUGCUGGGCUGCGUUGGGCAGCAUUUGGGGGAGCCCCUGUGUCAAUUAGCUGUUGUUAAAUGA
Apaloderma vittatum (bar-tailed trogon) is the source of this 459-nucleotide messenger RNA. It is a transcript of the gene WDR55, whose product is annotated as WD repeat domain 55. The transcript is spliced from 5 exons. The annotation marks the transcript as partial. Lineage: Eukaryota; Metazoa; Chordata; Aves; Trogoniformes; Trogonidae. The record is from RefSeq and is a predicted model, not a curated record. Gene Ontology annotation, molecular function: protein binding.